Culicoides brevitarsis is the source of this 4108-nucleotide messenger RNA. It is a transcript of the gene AGO1, whose product is annotated as protein argonaute-2. Gene Ontology annotation, molecular function: protein binding; RNA endonuclease activity; single-stranded RNA binding. Lineage: Eukaryota; Metazoa; Arthropoda; Insecta; Diptera; Ceratopogonidae. The transcript is spliced from 12 exons. Bases 1237 to 4101 code for a protein of 954 amino acids. Gene Ontology annotation, biological process: regulatory ncRNA-mediated post-transcriptional gene silencing. The record is from RefSeq and is a predicted model, not a curated record.
UGUCGUAUUCGUAUGCGGUGCUUCGCGUUCUACGGUCCCGUGGAAUCAAAAUAUUAUUAUUUUUAUGUCGAAAAAUUCAAGUUCAGGAAGCAAAAUUCGCACUUUAUGCAUGAAAUUUGUGUGAAAAAAGGCGCAAAAAUCACCCGAAUCACGAGAAAUGCGUGAAAAACUAAAAUUUUAAAACGUCACAGUAAAAAAAGUUCGUGGAAAUUAAAAGAAAAAUCCAUUUACAUACAAUUGCCGGAGCCGCAUACAUACGCGAAUGUAGCGCGACACGUGUGUACGUAACACAAAAAAAAAUAAUAAAAUAAAUAAAGCAAAAAAAGCAUUAAAAAUUACAAAUUCAGAGUGCGUUUAAAGUAAAGUGCAUGCAAUACGGACAAAAAUCGAGCAAAAAACUUAAAAACAAGGAGAUUUAAGUGCGUUAACGGAGGUAAAACGAGUAAAAUUGCGCGCACACACACAGAAGAAAACGGAAAAAGUGUGAAAAAUCCGAUUAAAAAACAUUUUCUUGACGUCAUCCGCGAAAACAUCGGACAAAUGUGAAUUUGCCACAUAAACAAGCCAUCUUUUCAUACAGAAAAGUGAAAUAAAAGGGCACGAGACAUAAUUACGCAUUAAUUUUAAACUUCGUAUACGCGACACAUCCGUACUUGUCGUGUCGAGCGAAUCUUCUAUUUCUUCGUUUUCAAUUUUUUUUUGCUGCUUUGCACAAAUAUGUGUCAUUAGUUGUGUGUGUUCUCCGAAGAAGAGCGAACAAAUAAAUAAAUGUAAAGUAAAUCGCAUGUACAUUAUCGAUAAUCAUCCGAAAAGUGAAAAGAGUUAACUUGCACGGCACACAGACAACAACAACAACAACGCUCGCUGUAUUUGUGUGCAGCGGCAGCGUAUGUUCUGCAUGAAUGAAUAAAAUUAUCGAUUUUCAUAAAAUAUAAAUCGAGCUCUCUUGCCACUGGAGGUAUACAAUACUUAUUAACAUCAACAAUACAUCGACGGCAGUAAUAACAACAAAAAAUCGCUUUUUUAAAAAAAUAUUUUCAAUACACGUGAAAAGGCUUACGUUGGCAACUUUGAGCCAUCAUCGACGUCAACGCGAGUGCAUUUUUGAUAUGAAAUCAAGUGAAUUGAUUAUUAUUGGUUUUACUCAUUACAACAAGUAAUUGGAUUAUUGUUGUUAUUAAAAUCGACGGAUUAACGGGAUUUGCCGCUACUUUGCUGGAAAACAGAGUUUAAAAAAUGUCAGCAGAACGCGAUAUUGCACAAAACGGGCCCUUGUCCCUGCAUCCGAUCCCGUAUCCGGACAUGAAUCACAUACAGAUGAACGGAAUUGGGAAACCCUCAUAUGAAUCAUCAUGGACUUCUUCGCCUCCGAGGCCCCAAAGUCCCACUCAGUCGCAGACCAGCUUCGAUACACUCUCACCAACCACAGCCGGUCCAACAACAACAACUGUCCCGCAAACAGGCACAACCACGGGCACUGUCACGCCCGGGCUUGGCGUUGUGCCCGUAACAACCACUGCGACGCCAGAUCUGCCCGUUUUUACAUGCCCACGCCGACCGAAUUUGGGCCGCGAAGGACGUCCCAUCCUUUUGCGUGCAAAUCAUUUUCAAAUCACAAUGCCACGAGGCUUCGUACAUCAUUACGACAUCAAUAUACAACCGGAUAAAUGUCCACGAAAGGUAAAUCGUGAGAUUAUCGAGACAAUGGUUCAUGCAUACAGCAAAAUUUUCGGUGUUCUCAAGCCCGUUUUCGAUGGGCGCAAUAAUCUCUACACACGUGAUCCGUUGCCCAUCGGCAAUGAUCGUCUCGAAUUGGAAGUAACACUGCCCGGCGAGGGUAAAGAUCGCGUUUUUCGCGUCACCCUCAAGUGGGUUGCACAAGUUUCGCUCUUCAACUUGGAAGAAGCGCUCGAAGGUCGCACUCGUCAAAUCCCCUAUGAUGCAAUUCUCGCAUUGGAUGUCGUCAUGCGUCACUUGCCCAGUAUGACAUACACUCCCGUAGGUCGCAGUUUCUUCAGCUCUCCCGAUGGCUAUUACCAUCCCUUGGGUGGCGGACGUGAAGUUUGGUUCGGUUUCCAUCAAAGUGUUCGCCCAUCGCAGUGGAAGAUGAUGCUGAAUAUCGAUGUCAGUGCAACGGCUUUCUACAAGGCACAACCCGUCAUCGAGUUUAUGUGCGAAGUUUUGGAUAUGCGUGACAUCAAUGAGCAACGCAAGCCACUUACGGACUCGCAACGUGUCAAAUUCACGAAGGAAAUCAAAGGAUUGAAGAUCGAGAUCACACAUUGCGGCACCAUGCGUCGCAAAUAUCGCGUUUGUAAUGUCACACGACGCCCAGCACAAAUGCAAUCUUUCCCAUUACAACUGGAAAAUGGACAAACAGUCGAAUGCACUGUCGCUAAAUACUUCUUGGACAAAUACAAGAUGAAGUUACGGUAUCCCCAUUUGCCGUGCUUGCAAGUUGGACAAGAGCACAAACACACAUACUUGCCGCUCGAGGUCUGUAACAUUGUCGCCGGGCAACGUUGCAUCAAAAAAUUGACAGAUAUGCAAACUUCUACGAUGAUUAAAGCAACUGCCAGAUCAGCUCCUGACAGAGAACGUGAAAUCAAUAAUUUGGUUCGUCGUGCUGAUUUCAACAAUGACUCGUAUGUUCAAGAAUUCGGUUUGACCAUUUCCAAUAACAUGAUGGAAGUUCGUGGUCGUGUCUUGGCUCCGCCAAAACUUCAAUAUGGAGGUCGUGUUUCGAGCAUUUCGAGUGGUCCGCAACCAACAUCCCUCUCACAGAACAAAAUCAGCUUGGCAUCACCGAAUCAAGGUGUCUGGGAUAUGCGUGGCAAGCAAUUCUUCACCGGUGUCGAGAUCCGCGUUUGGGCAAUUGCAUGCUUUGCCCCACAACGUACCGUUCGCGAAGACGCCCUACGUAAUUUCACCCAACAAUUGCAAAAGAUCUCGAAUGACGCUGGAAUGCCAAUCAUUGGUCAACCGUGCUUCUGCAAAUACGCCACGGGACCCGAUCAAGUCGAACCCAUGUUCAGAUAUUUGAAGAGCACAUUCGCUCAAUUGCAACUCGUUGUCGUUGUCUUGCCCGGCAAAACGCCCGUUUAUGCUGAAGUAAAACGCGUCGGAGAUACAGUUCUUGGAAUGGCAACGCAAUGCGUACAAGCAAAAAAUGUCAACAAAACAUCUCCACAAACCUUGUCGAAUCUAUGCUUGAAGAUCAACGUCAAACUUGGUGGCAUCAAUUCAAUUCUCGUGCCAUCCAUCAGACCAAAGGUAUUCAAUGAACCAGUUAUCUUCUUGGGUGCUGAUGUCACACACCCACCAGCGGGCGACAACAAAAAACCAUCGAUUGCCGCUGUUGUCGGGUCCAUGGAUGCCCAUCCGUCGCGUUAUGCUGCCACAGUGCGCGUGCAACAACAUCGCCAAGAAAUUAUCCAGGAGCUCAGCAGUAUGGUGCGCGAAUUGCUUAUCAUGUUCUACAAGAGCACGGGCGGCUACAAGCCACAUCGCAUCAUUUUGUAUCGCGACGGUGUCUCCGAGGGGCAAUUCCCGCACGUUUUGCAACACGAACUCACGGCAUUGCGUGAGGCCUGCAUCAAAAUCGAGGCAGACUACAGACCCGGCAUCACAUUCAUUGUCGUGCAAAAGAGACAUCACACGAGACUUUUCUGCGCCGACAAGAAGGAACAAAGUGGCAAAUCUGGAAAUAUUCCCGCUGGCACAACCGUCGAUGUUGGCAUCACGCAUCCCACCGAAUUCGACUUUUACCUUUGCAGUCAUCAAGGUAUCCAGGGCACAAGUCGUCCAUCACACUACCACGUACUUUGGGAUGAUAACCAUUUCGAUUCAGACGAGUUGCAAUGCUUGACAUAUCAAUUGUGUCACACGUACGUCAGAUGUACACGAUCUGUAUCCAUUCCAGCACCAGCGUAUUACGCUCAUUUAGUGGCGUUCCGAGCAAGAUAUCACUUGGUCGAAAAGGAGCACGAUUCCGGCGAAGGCUCUCACGCCAGCGGCUGCUCCGAAGACAGAACACCUGGUGCAAUGGCUCGCGCGAUUACGGUACAUGCAGACACCAAGAAGGUCAUGUACUUUGCUUAAAUCAACA